This is a messenger RNA of Limanda limanda (common dab), 1507 nucleotides long. RefSeq names its product mediator complex subunit 22 (gene med22). The transcript has 4 exons. Gene Ontology annotation, biological process: regulation of transcription by RNA polymerase II. The record is from RefSeq and is a predicted model, not a curated record. Gene Ontology annotation, cellular component: mediator complex. NCBI's taxonomy places the organism in Eukaryota, Metazoa, Chordata, Actinopteri, Pleuronectiformes, Pleuronectidae. Bases 94 to 516 code for a protein of 140 amino acids. Gene Ontology annotation, molecular function: transcription coregulator activity.
CAAGAAGAAGAGGACAGAAGGAGGAGAAGAAGAAGAAGAACCACAUUGUUUGCAAAGUAUGCGGUAUAGCGUGCUGUGUUGCUCCUGAACACGAUGGCCACGCAGAGAGUCCACUCUCAGAGCAAAGAGUCGCUGCUGCAGAACUACAACAAGAGGCUGAAAGACGACAUCAGCUCCAUCCUGGACAACUUCACUGAGAUCAUCAAAACCGCGAAGAUAGAGGAUGAGACGCAGGUUGCUAGAGCAACUCAGGCCGAGCAGGACCACUAUGAAAUGCACGUCAGAGCAGCCAACAUAGUACGUGCCGGUGAGUCCCUCAUGAAGCUGGUGUCUGACCUAAAGCAGUUCUUGAUCCUGAACGACUUUCCCUCCGUGAACGACGCCAUCAGCCUCCAGAACCAGCACCUCCGCUCGUUGCAGGAGGAGUGUGACAAGAAGCUCACCUCGCUCCGCGACGAGAUCGCCAUCGACCUGUAUGAGCUUGAGGAAGAAUAUUACUCCUCCAGGUACAAGUAGGCUUAUACUUGUCCCCCAUCCCACCGCCCCUCUUCUGUCCCAUGCCCAGCACCGUGUACUGUCUCACCAUUCACCAUUCGCUGCUGAGCCCAUCAAAGGUUUUACACCUGCCCACCUCUAAACCUGACAGCUUUUGUUGUGGAUUUAUUUUUUUGUAUCAUUCAUCAACAUGUCAUUGCUGAGGGUCAUUGUGAUGAAGCUCAACUCAACAAGUGACUUUAUAUUGUUACCAAUUAGCCAGUGCCUUAAUUUUUUACCUGCUCGAUGUGUCAGAAUUAGACAGAGCAAAGAGGACUUCAGCAAUAAAGGGACAUUAUGCUGAAAAUCAGCAGUGCAAAUUUAUUAGGCUCUUGAACUACACCAGUUCAGUUUCUAGUUUGCCCAUUUAUUGCAGUUGACUGAUGCAGUUUGAAAGUCCGAUUUGUCUGAAUAGAGAUCACGUGUGAAUUUACUGCUGCGUUUAUUUAUCAAUGGUAAUGAUAUGUAUUGCUUUCCUUGUCUGCAGUGUCUGAUAGAGAGACAUGUUUCAGUGGAAUGUAAGUAAUCAGGCCUCCGAGUUCAUUUAUAAUUAAUUAUUGUGAGUUGAAGUUACACAAAGCUCUUUAGGGAAUAACACAUUAAAUUAACUAAAACUUUAUCAGAGUAUAGAUUUUAUCAAAGUAUGAUUCAUUUAAGACUAUAUGUAAAUAAAUAUAUUAGUGACCCCACAUAUGGUUCAUUUGAAGACUGGAGUGUUGAUGGAUGUUUGUUAUGGUCUUAACAAUAAGUCAGAACUGUUUGCUGUUAUUUAUUUGAGGUCAGACCUGAAGCUGAGAUUUUCUCCAGUAGAUGUUUCCUGUAAAAGCAAUCAGCAGGUGAUCUUUAUUUGAUUCCGUCCGAAUGAGCUGUAUCCACGCAAGCGGCUGUGUGGUUGUACGUGUGUACCAGUUUCUGCCGGCUGUUCCAAAAGACCCAAAAGAUAAAAAAAUAAAGUAGAGACAAAACACUGUAA